Molecule: messenger RNA, 4228 nt
Organism: Gymnodraco acuticeps
Lineage: Eukaryota; Metazoa; Chordata; Actinopteri; Perciformes; Bathydraconidae
Gene: nrd1a
Product: nardilysin a (N-arginine dibasic convertase)
Exons: 32
Coding region: 130-3393 (1087 amino acids)
Biological process (GO): proteolysis
Molecular function (GO): metal ion binding; metalloendopeptidase activity
Source: RefSeq, a predicted model, not a curated record
GAGCUUAGAACCAAUCGGAGAGAAGCUUACUGAAGCUCUGAAUUCUCUCAGCCAAUCAGAGCGUGCCUUGUUGAGGAGACACUAGUAUUCACAUAUACAGAGGCCCUUAUGCUGUAAACAGGAGCGAAGAUGCCGCAAACAAAGAAAUCCAGAAUCACCCCAGGCUCGGUCCAAAGUGGAGCCACCGCAGAAGAUGCAAAGCAGGUGUCCCGGGAGGAGUGCCAGGCUGCAGGGGACGGAGGAGGAGGAGAGGACAAUGUUGGAGACAGCGAGAUCAUCAAGUCCCCCAGUGACCCCAAGCAGUACAGAUAUAUUGUGCUAGACAACGGCCUGCGAGCUUUGCUCAUCUCAGACUACAGCAACCAAGUACCGUCCGAAGGCGACGACUCGGAUGAGGACGACGAAGAAGAAGAGGAGGAGGACGAUGAAUCUGGAGAUGAAAUGGAGGAAGAGUUUGAGGAGGAUGACGAGGAGGGGGGCAGUGAUGGAGAAGAGGAUGGCGAUGAGGGGAAGAAGAAGAAAAGAAGUUCAGAGAAGCAGUCUGCAGCAGCUCUGUGUGUUGGAGUGGGAAGCUUCAGCGACCCAAACGACCUCCCUGGCCUCGCUCACUUUCUGGAACACAUGGUGUUCAUGGGCAGUGAGAAGUACCCCUCCGAGAACGGCUUUGAUGCUUUCCUGAAGAAGCACGGUGGGAGCGACAACGCCUCCACCGACUGCGAGAGGACCAUCUUCCAGUUUGACGUCCAGAGGAAAAGCUUCAAAGAGGCUCUUGACAGGUGGGCUCAAUUCUUCAUCUGCCCUCUGAUGAUCCGAGACGCCAUCGACAGGGAGGUGGAGGCCGUGGACAGCGAGUACCAGCUGGCUAAGCCGUCAGACUCCCACAGGAAGGAGAUGCUGUUCGGCAGUUUGGCCAAACCUGGACACCCUAUGGGCAAAUUCUGCUGGGGGAAUGCCCAGACGCUGAAGCAGGAGCCAAAGGAGAAGAAGAUCAAUGUCUAUAAGCGGCUGCGUGCCUUCUGGAAGAAACACUACUCUGCCCACUACAUGACUCUGGCUGUGCAGUCAAAAGAGACGCUGGACACUCUGGAGAAGUGGGUGAGAGAGAUCUUCAGCAAGGUGCCGAACAAUGCUUUGUCCAAGCCAGAUUUCUCUGACAUGCCUGAUCCUUUCGACACAGCAGCCUUCAACAAGCUCUACAGAGUCGUCCCAGUCAGGAAAGUCCAUGCUUUGAAUAUCACCUGGGCGCUCCCCCCUCAGGAGAAAUACUACAGAGUGAAGCCUCUCCACUACAUCUCUUGGCUGAUUGGCCAUGAAGGCACAGGAAGCAUCCUCUCAGUGCUCAGGAAGAAGUGCUGGGCUCUGGAUUUAUAUGGAGGAAACAGUGAAACAGGCUUCGACCAAAACACCACCUACUCCAUCUUCUCCAUCUCCAUCACUCUCACUGAUGAAGGUUUCCAAAACUACUACGAGGUGACUCACCUGGUGUUCCAGUACCUGAAGAUGCUGCAGACACUCGGACCACAGCAAAGAAUAUAUGAGGAGAUUCAGAAGAUUGAAGCCAACGAGUUUCACUACCAGGAGCAGAAUGACCCUAUAGAGUACGUCGAGGACAUCUGUGAGAACUUGCAGGUGUUCCCUAAAGAAGACUUCCUGACCGGAGAUCAGUUGAUGUUCGAGUACGACCCGACAGUGAUCAGUGCAGCGUUGUCCCUCCUCAACCCUGAGAAAGCCAACCUGAUGCUGCUGUCCCCAGAACAUGAGGGCCAUUGUCCCCUCCGGGAGAAGUGGUUUGGCACUCAAUACAGCGUGGAGGACGUCCAGCAGGAGUGGAUGGAUCGGUGGACCGGAAACCUGGAGCUCAGCAGUGAACUCACACUUCCUGUCGAAAACAAAUUCAUUGCCACUGACUUCACCCUGAAGCCGCCUGACCGCCCAGACACUGAGUUUCCUGUCCGGAUAGCCGAGAGCGACAGGGGCUGCCUGUGGUACAAGAAGGAUGACAAAUUCAAAAUCCCUAAAGCAUACAUCAGAUUCCACCUAAUCUCUCCUGUAAUCCAGCAAUCUGCCAAGAAUGUGGUGUUGUUUGACCUGCUGGUGAACAUCCUCGGUCACAAACUAGCCGAGCUGGCUUAUGAGGCUGAGGUGGCGCAGCUGGAGUAUAAACUGUCGUCCGGCGAACACGGCCUGGUCAUCAAGGUUAAAGGAUUCAACCACAAACUGCCUCUGCUGUUCCACCUGAUCAUUGACCACCUGGCUGAUUUCUCCGCCGCCCCUGAUGUCUUCAGCAUGUACAUGGAGCAGCUCAAGAAAGCCUACUUCAACAUCCUCAUUAAACCGGAGAAGCUCGGCAAAGAUGUGCGUUUGCUAAUCUUAGAAAACUCUCGCUGGUCCAUGGUGGAGAAGUAUCAGGCUCUAACAGCCGGUCUCACCAUCGAAGAGCUGAUGGAGUUCAGCCGUAGUUUAAAAUCGGAGCUGUACGCCGAGGGACUGGUGCAGGGCAACUUUAACAGCACUGAGUCGGAGCAGUUCCUGCAGUAUGUCACAGAUAAGCUGCAGUUCUCCAAGCUGCCAGCGGAGGUGCCGGUGAUGUUCAGAGUGGUGGAGCUCCCCAUGAAGCAGCACAUCUGUAAGGUCAAAUCUCUCAAUAAGGGAGACGCCAACUCUGAGAUCACCGUUUACUACCAGUCUGGCCUCAAGCACCUGAGGGAGCACACGCUGAUGGAGCUGCUGGUGAUGCACAUGGAGGAGCCCUGCUUUGACUUCCUCAGGACCAAAGAGACUCUCGGGUACCAUGUCUACCCGACCUGCAGGAACACCUCAGGUGUUCUGGGUUUCUCUGUCACCGUGGAAACACAAGCCACAAAGUUCAAUACGGAGCUGGUGGAGUCAAAGAUUGAAGAGUUUCUGGUUUCAUUUGGGGAGUUGCUCGAUGCGCUGACUGAGGAGGCCUUUAAAACGCAGGUGACCGCUUUAGUGAAGCUGAAGGAGUGUGAGGACACACACCUCGGGGAGGAGGUGGACAGGAACUGGGCCGAGGUGGUUACACAGCAGUUUGUCUUUGAUAGACUCAACAGAGAGAUCGCGGCUCUGAAGCAGAUGACCAGGGUGGAGCUGGCGUCCUGGUUCAAAGAACAUCGAGGGGAAACUAGCCGCAAGCUCAGCGUGCAUGUGGUGGGAUUUGGUGCUGAAGAGAACGAUUCGGAUGGUGGUGGUAAGAAACAAGAGGGAAAGAAGGGCAAAGAGGAUGAUGUGAGUGGCUCUACGUACGGCGAGGUGUCGAAGGUCACCUUCCUUCCUGCCUCGCCCAAGAUGGCGGGUACAGCUGCCAUCAUGGACAUCCCUGCUUUCACCGCAGGCCUGCCCCUCUUCCCCUACCACAAGAUACUGGAAUAAACUCUGCUCGGACUGUGAGACAGACAGAUGGCUGGGCUUCGCCACGUUCAGAGACUUAUUAGUGAUGCAGACACUUAAUAUGUGGAGGUGAAAGAAGGUUGAAACUCUGGACCGGGACUCUGGAGCCCAGCUGUAGUUUUUACCCACACUGUGUUUAGGCAAAAAGCCAAGAAGUGAUGGUGGUUUUCUUUUAGCUAAGUAAUAAUCUAUUCUGCUUUCUCAAACUCAAUUAUUUUAUAUCCUAAGACACCGAGUGUGUAGGGGCACUCUAUCUAUUUCUCCAUCCCACUCUGAUGGAAAAUAUUUUCAAUCAAAUUUUCAUUUAUUCGGUUCUCUGAGCUCUGCUGCCAUUACAACUCAGAAUCCCUGUCUUAACCGCUGUUUGUGUAGAAUUCCUGACUGAGUCUAAUACCCUUUUUAAAAAGACAAAUCAACUGUGAAACUGCAGAAAUGCUGAGUCCUUUGAACUCCAGAUGUGUGUGUUUGAGUGAUCGUGUGCUGGAUCUCAAGCUCUGCUGUGCCCUGCUGUUAUAAGCUGACCUGGAUCAUGCCAUGGUAUAAAAACUGCAAAGAGAAUAAAUCAAUGAGUGAUGAGUGAAUGAAUACAUUAACGUGCUCACUACAGAAAACACUUGAAUCUAUCAAGCAGAAAAAGUACACUGAAACUUGUGUAAAGACUCAUUUUAAUUGAAUCAUUUUCUUUAUCGAUGCAACAAUGCGAGGAAUUUAUCAACACUGUUUUGACAUUUUGUACAUUAACUUUUCUCUAAUUGCCAGUUUAUUUUACACUUCUGCCAUUUUUUUAUGCAAAUCUCAUUAAACAACGUCACAUAUU